GUGCCUUAAAGUGCCUUAAGGUGUAGCAAAAAUGCCGAGUGGUCCUGCUUUAGUCAUGGAGCAACAGUGGGAACCAGUGGUGUGGCGGAAGAGUGCGCCAAGUGGGCAAGCUGCAAAGAGCACUGCGGCUGUCAAUCAAGCUCGUCGCACAAACGACAACGUUGAAACCUCCAAGAAGCAGAGUGCUGCAAGCAACCGAUCCUCACAUGCAUCGGUCCCAAACGCUCGGAAGCUGGAUGAACAUGCAGAGACUUUUCGUCAUCAGACGGUCUCUCAUGAUUUCAAACUGGCACUUCAACAAGCUCGUCUUGCAAAGCAAUGGACUCAAGCUCAGCUUGCUGCCUCCAUCAAUGAGAAAGCCUCAGUGGUGAACGACUAUGAGUCGGGUCGUGCCAUCCCAAAUGGAGUUGUAGUUGUGAAAAUCAAUCGAGCACUGGGCGUGCAGCUGCCCAAGGCUAAGGCAUAA
Cladocopium goreaui is the source of this 466-nucleotide messenger RNA. NCBI's taxonomy places the organism in Eukaryota, Dinophyceae, Suessiales, Symbiodiniaceae. The record is from the annotation of a GenBank genome assembly.